This is a messenger RNA of Exaiptasia diaphana, 5114 nucleotides long. RefSeq names its product cubilin. The record is from RefSeq and is a predicted model, not a curated record. NCBI's taxonomy places the organism in Eukaryota, Metazoa, Cnidaria, Anthozoa, Actiniaria, Aiptasiidae. The transcript has 30 exons. Gene Ontology annotation, cellular component: membrane. The coding region runs from base 31 to 5034 and encodes 1667 amino acids.
UGUCACUGGUUUGACUGAGCCAUUGCCAUAAUGUACACUUUCAAGUUUGUUUUGUUGUUGUUGUUGCCUUUUUUAGGAGAAGCGAAAACUUCUAAGAGUAAAACUGUUUGCGGUGGCUCGUUGUCUGGACCAUCUGGUAGCAUUACAACGCCACACUAUCCCMACAACUAUCCUAACAAUGCUGACUGUAUAUGGGCCAUUCAUGGACCAGCAAGAACCAAGCAGAUUGACUUUGAAUUCAAGUAUUUUGACAUUGAAUUUGGGGCAAAAUGCGAAUGGGAUUAUGUGUUGAUUAAAGACAAAGAUGGCAACACAGUUGGUAGCAAGUUAUGUGGGAGGAAAGACUCUCUCAAAGUUUCUGUACCAGGAGAUCUUGCAGUUAUCGAAUUCAAGUCUGAUGCAGAGAUCAGUGAGAAAGGCUUUGAUGUUAAGUAUAUUAUCAUCACUCCGACUCCUGAGCCAACAACUGGAAGCUGCAACUUUGACCAGGGAAUUUGUCCAAGAAUAUCGAAUGUUGAUAACAAAGUUGAUAACUUUGACUGGACGGUACACAGUGGACCAACACCCACAGGGUAUCAGCUAACUGGACCCAAAGCAGACCACACRACAGGAAAAGGCAAGUACGUAUACAUCGAGUCAACUGGUCGUUCUAAAGGCGACAAAGCGCAGCUAGAAACACAAGUGAUGUCGGGUACUAGAUGUUUGAAGUUCUUCUACCACAUGUUUGGCAUUAUCGGUAUGGGGAGUCUGAAGGUCUAUAUUGUGACAAACAAUGCGAGGAGACUGGUGAUUAGUUUAAGUGGUGACCAAGGUGACGAGUGGAAAGAAGAGCGAGUCCAAAUUAGAGAAAACGUUCCUUAUAAGGUCGUCUUUGAAGGMAUUGUAGGAGSUUCKGACUACUCCGAUAUUGCAAUCGAUGACAUAACUUUCUCWGACGAGGAAUGUAAGAAUUGGAAAGAGUGUGGAGGUGUCUUGACCGCCCCCAGUGGCUYAUUYACYAGUCCACARUAUCCUAGCAACUACAAAGACAACCUGAGAUGCAAAUGGACCAUUCGACCAUCGAAAGAUACAUCGAUAAUUAUCGUUAGAUUUGCUGCUUUCCAGGUUGAAAUGGCGCCAAACUGCAGAGAUGAUUACGUCACAAUAUCAGACUCGAAUGGUCAUUCCGUUAAAAAACCGCGGUUCUGUGGUUUUUAUGGCAACGGGUUUGGUGUCAAGGUACAUGGGAAAGAAGCUGAAGUUUAUUUCCAUAGCAACAAUCAUUUAACAGAUAAAGGAUUUAAUGCAUCGUACGAGACAAUAGAGUCAACGUCACCAGCUGACUGUGACUUUGACCAGGGAGUUUGUCAGGGUUGGACCAAUGAUUUCAAUGAUGACAUKGAUUGGUCAAUCGGUAAUGGCUUCACACGCAGUUUCUUCACUGGUCCWCAUAACGAUAUCUACAUUUUAGGAAAUUACGCGUAUAUCGAGUCCAGCGGUCGACAGACUCGUGACAGAGCAGUCUUACUUAGUCCAUCCAUUAGUGGUCCCCAGUGCCUUACCUUUCACUACAACAUGAACGGUCAGAAGAUGGGCUCCCUGUCUAUCUCUACACACAACGGAAUGGGAAGAAAACAAGUCUGGAAAGCGACAGGUGAUCAUGGGAAGUUUUGGGUAAAAGAGAGUAUUAGCUUGGAUGACGUGCAGCCUUAUAAGGUGUCUUUUCAAGGAAUUGUUGGAAAUGGUUUYACCAGUGAUAUCGCAAUAGAUGAGGUCUCUUUUACCAGUGGACGGUGCCCACCAAAAUCUGGGUGUAACAAGAUAUUGACUGGAUCACAUGGCUCGAUUCAAAGUCCAAACUACCCCUCAAACUACCCCUCUGGAGUGGAUUGUACAUGGACUAUCAUCCCCCCUCCACAAUACUCUAAUAUUGCUGUUUCAUUCCACCACAUUGAUAUGCAAGACAGUCUACAAUGCAGUAACGACUAUGUUGCUGUUGAAGACAUCAGAGGAACUCCGAAAGGUAAAAAACUCUGCGGGAAAUCCAAGACAACCAAAACAUUUGAAGUAGACUGGCACGAGGCCAAUGUUCACUUUCACAGUGACAGUAGCAUUGUGGGUAAAGGAUUUCAAGCAUCUUAUCAAGCUUUUGGUUAUCAACCAGUUUGUGGUGGUCAACUUUCAGGAAAUGGUACAUUUGAAAGCCCAAACUAUCCAGACAACUACCCCAACAGAGUCACGUGCGACUGGGAGAUCACUGCACCCCCCGGAACAAAGGAAAUCAUUAUCGAGUUUGAAGACUUCGCUAUUGACGACUCCCCCAUUACUUGUUCGUAUGACUAUGUCUUGGUCUAUGAUGCUCAGCAUGGUAGAGAAGUUGGCAAGGUUUGUGGUAUGGUCAAACCAUGGCCAGUCAAAGUACCAGGAAAUAUCGCCAAUGUUAGGUUCCAGUCCUCUCACGUACAUGUUGGACGUGGMUUCAAAGCGCGUUACAUUGCAGUCUCACAAUGUAUAAAUACCUCCGCCCCUUUGUGUUUAACUUCACUUGGAGAACUACUUGGCUUCAGUAUGUACGUGUUCUUUGCUGCUCUGGUUUUGGUCUUUGCCGUUAGAGGGGAAUCUAAUGCUUCCUUCAAAAGGAAGGAAUGUGGAGGAGUAUUGACGAGUUCAACCGGAACCAUCAUGAGUYCAAACUUUCCUAAUUAUUACCCUGAUAACACCGAUUGUAUCUGGACCAUUCAAGGACCUCCGGGAACAAUAAAAAUUGAACUUGAAUUCCUUCAUUUCGAUGUCCAGUGGGGAAUGUCUUGCGAAUGGGAUUACAUGACAAUUAAAGACAACGAAGGAAAGAUAAUUCGUAACAACAUGUGCGGUAAAAAGUACACCCCAUUAACAAUCACAAUACCUGGAAAUUUAGCAACCAUUACUUUCCAUUCUGAUAACGAAUAUAACGAAAAAGGAUUUAAAGCCAACUUCAAGGCUAUCACUCCACCACCCAAAGCACUGCCUGGAAGCUGCAACUUUGACCAGGGCAUGUGUUCAGGAAUAUCGAAUGUUGAUAACAAAGUUGAUAACUUUGACUGGACGGUACACAGUGGACCAACACCCACAGGGUAUCUGCUAACUGGACCCAAAGCAGACCACACGACAGGAAAAGGCAAGUACGUAUACAUCGAGUCAACUGGUCGUUCUAAAGGAGACAAAGCRCAGCUAGAAACACAAGUCAUGUCGGGUACUAGAUGUUUGAAGUUCUUCUACCACAUGUUUGGUACUAUUGGUAUGGGGAGUCUUAAGGUAUACGUCGUCACUGACAACAACAAGAAACUGGUAAAGAGUUUGAGUGGUAACCAGGGCAACGAGUGGAAGGCGGAGGAAAUGCAGAUAACAGAGCAAAAACCUUAUAAGGUUGUAUUUGAGGGCAUUGUAGGUGUUUAUGAUKACUCUGACAUAGCCCUGGACGAUAUCUUAUUUUCUGACUCAACAUGCGUUAUGAAAAAAGAAUGUGAAGAUAUCCUGACUACACCCAUGGGUUCGUUUGAUAGUCCAGGUUACCCAGGAGACUAUAAAGAUAAUCUACGGUGUAAAUGGACCAUUAGACCAAAUAAAAAAGACACUUCUCUCAUCGUCGUCAAGUUCCUUAGUUUUGACGUUGAACAGCGAUUUGCAGUGUGCAACGAUGACUACGUCAAAGUAACCGAUUCUAAAGGUCAAGUUGUUCAUCAAUCUCGGUUUUGUGGUUUCUAUCCAUUUGGUUUUGGUGUCAAGGUAUUUGACAAGGAAGCAGUGGUUCAUUUCUAUACCAAUCGUCAUUUUGCCAAGAAGGGAUUCCAAGCAGUGUACGAAGCCAAAACAUCAACACCACUAGAUUGUGACUUUGACCAAGGAAUGUGCAAAAUGGGUUGGUCAAAUGAUGACAGCGCUGAUUUCAAGUGGUCAAUUGGUAAGGGCAGUACACCAAGUUUUUUUACUGGUCCAGAAGCCGAUUUUUAUAGAAUUGGAAAAUACGCCUAUAUCGAAGCCAGCGAUCGACAGUUCCUGAACAAAGCAGUCUUAUGGAGCCCACCUUUAGCUGGUCCCCAGUGCUUGACUUUUCACUACAACAUGAACGGUCAAAAGAUGGGCUCCCUGUGUAUCUCUACACAUGAUGGCAAGGGGGGAAGAAAAGAAGUGUGGAGGACCGCAGGGCAUCAUGGUCAUGGCAGAUACUGGUUGAAAAAAAGUAUUAAUUUAGAUGGUCAGUCGGCUUACAGGAUAUCUUUUGAAGGAACUGUUGGAAGAAGUUUCACCAGUGAUAUCGCUUURGACGAGAUCUCUUUCACCAGUGGACGUUGCCCAUCGACAUCUGAAUGUAACCACAUAUUGACUGGAACGGGUGGAACCAUUCAAAGUCCAAACUACCCCGCACCCUACCCCUCUGGUGCUGAGUGUAUAUGGACCAUCAUUCCCCCUCCACGGUACCAUAACAUCAACAUUACAUUCGUAGAUGUUGAUAUGGAAGACAGUGCAACGUGCAGCAAAGACUAUAUUAUAGUGAGAGAUGUUUCAGGACCAAUAGGAACUCAAAUUGGAGAAAAAAUAUGUGGGAAACCAAAGACACCUAUAACAGUCCCAGUCCAAUGGCAACAAGCAAAAGUACAAUUCUACAGUGAUAGCAGCAUCGAGGGAAAAGGAUUUCAAGCAACGUAUCUGGGCAUUGAUCUUCUACCAGUUUGUGGUGGGCGGUUGUCAGGCAACAGUGGUACAAUCCAAAGUCCAAACUAUCCAAACAAUGCUCCAGAAAGAAUUAGAUGUGAAUGGGAGAUCACCACCUCUCCAACAGUCAAGGAAAUUAUCAUCACAUUCGACAACAACUUUUUUAUUGMCGACACGAGUUGCUACAGUGACUACGUAGUGGUUUACAACGCUCAGCACGGUAGACAGACGAGCAAGGUGUGCGGCAGGUAUGCACCAUGGCCGAUCCGUGUCAAGGGUAAUGCUGCCAACAUUCGAUUUGAGACAUCGUAUAUUAAAGGCCUGGAUCGUAGAUUCAAAGCUAGCUACACUACUGUAGUGUAAGCCAAUACAUAUUGAAAUAAAGAAAUUUUAAACACUGAUUUGUUAUGUUUUGGAAUGUACAAUGUUCAGCUAAGCUCUUU